Messenger RNA from Micropterus dolomieu (smallmouth bass), 1737 nucleotides. It is a transcript of the gene selenoi, whose product is annotated as selenoprotein I. Gene Ontology annotation, cellular component: endoplasmic reticulum membrane; Golgi apparatus. Gene Ontology annotation, biological process: phosphatidylethanolamine biosynthetic process. Lineage: Eukaryota; Metazoa; Chordata; Actinopteri; Centrarchiformes; Centrarchidae. The record is from RefSeq and is a predicted model, not a curated record. Gene Ontology annotation, molecular function: ethanolaminephosphotransferase activity. The transcript has 10 exons.
CCCGGCGUGAAAGAACGACAGCGGCCAAGCUAGAUGGUACUUCGACUCGGCAGCUAACGUUGGGGAUUUGCAUUUCCAAAGGAAGUGAUAUCUAUUUAUCUCUUGUGGAGCCAUACUGUACCGACAUGGCUCUUUACGAAUAUGUCACUCAGGAGCAGCUUGCGGGCUUCGACAAAUACAAGUACAGCGCAGUGGACUCGAAUCCCCUCUCUGUCUAUAUCAUGCACCCUUUUUGGAACUUUGUGGUGAAGUUUCUACCAACAUGGUUAGCUCCAAACCUCAUUACAUUUACAGGCUUUAUGUUCCUUGUGUUGAAUUUCCUUAUGUUGGCCUUCUUCGACUUUGACUUCACUGCCUCUGCUGCAGCACAUCAACACGUGCCUAGUUGGGUCUGGGUUGCUGCAGGGAUCUUCAACUUCUUGGCCUAUACACUCGAUGGUGUUGAUGGGAAACAGGCUCGUCGCACCAACUCCUCCACGCCACUAGGGGAGCUGUUUGACCACGGCCUGGACAGUUGGGCCUGCAUCUUCUUUGUCGCUACCGUCUACUCCAUAUUCGGGCGUGGUGAAAGCGGUGUGGGCGUAGCCACACUGUAUUACAUCCUGUGGGUGGUGCUGUUCUCAUUCAUUCUAUCUCACUGGGAGAAAUAUAACACUGGCAUCUUGUUUCUGCCCUGGGGAUACGACAUCAGCCAAGUGACCAUCUCUCUCAUAUUCUUGGUCACUGCCGUGGUCGGCGUGGAAACAUGGUACCAGCCAAUCCUGUGGCAAUUCCUCUAUAGAGACCUUUUCACCUUUAUGAUCAUUGCCUGUUCCUUCACUGUGACCUUACCCAUGAGCCUCUACAACGUCCUGAAAGCUCAUCGCAGUAACACUCUGAAGCACAGCAGCCUGUACGAAGCCUUCCUGCCCUUUCUUUCUCCCGUCCUCCUUUUUGUCUUGUCCACCACUUGGGUGGUCUUUUCUCCAUCCAACAUCCUCGAGCUGCAGCCCAGGAUCUUCUACCUCAUGGUGGGGACAGCCUUCGCUAACGUCACGUGUAAGCUGAUUGUGUGUCAGAUGAGUAACACACGUUGUCAGGCGCUGAGCUGGCUGUUGCUGCCCAUGACACCAGUGGUGAUGUUAGCGGUGACCGGGGUGUUCAACGAGACCCUUCUGCUGUAUCUGUGGACUUCUGCUGUCAUACUAGCACACAUACACUAUGGUGUAUCAGUGGUACAACAGCUCAGUGGCCACUUCAAUAUCCUCGCCUUCUCCCUGAAGAAGUCCAACAGUGACUGACAGGAGGAGGAACGAAUCGGCUUGAAAGAAGCGGAGGUUUAGGCUCCUCCCCUCCUUGGCUUAUCGACACUUCACUCUCAUCACCACGGAAACCACAUCCCCUCCUCUCCAUCCAUGAGGACACUGCAAGUGGAAUGGAUUGUGGCCCUUUGUUCCACUGUCCCCAAACACACACACACAACACACACGUGCGCACACACGUUCCCAACCAACCAAACUUUGGUCUCGGCGACGGGACGGGCCCAGGGGCUGUGGCUUCCGUCAUUGGUUGAGCCAAUGAGGUGCAAUUGUUUCCUACGGAAAUGUGCUUCAGUCAUGAGGACAGGAGCCAUACGAACACACACACACACACACAUGUACAUACAUUAUUCUGCUUUCGUGCAGACAAUUUAUAUCUCGUGGCCGGUAUUUCAAAUACAAACGCAGCCACAACUCCAAAACACACACAAACAGUUGC